AGGUUUUGUUUAAAUACCAUCCAGCACGAGUGGUUUCGUGUCUCAAGUCAGAAGUCAGCUGUCCCUGAAAUGGUUGGAGACUACAUAACUGCUUUUGAAGAGAUUUCUCCUGCUGUCCUCAGACAUAUCAUCAAUAUGGCAGAUGGAAACGGAAACACGGCUCUGCAUUACAGCGUCUCACAUUCUAACUUUGAAAUUGUAAAGCUGCUUCUGGAUGCAAAUGUCUGUAAUGUAAAUCACCAGAACAAGGCCGGCUAUACCCCUAUCAUGCUCGCUGCACUUGCAGCUGUGGAAGUGGAGAAGGACAUGAGGAUAGUGGAGGAACUGUUCAGCUUUGGGGACGUGAAUGCUAAAGCCAGCCAGGCUGGUCAGACUGCAUUGAUGCUAGCUGUGAGUCAUGGGCGGAUAGACAUGGUUAAAGCUUUACUGGCCUGUGGUGCAGACGUCAAUAUCCAGGAUGACGAGGGCUCUACAGCCCUGAUGUGUGCUAGUGAACACGGACAUGUAGAGAUUGUCAAACUUCUGCUGGCUCAGCCUGGGUGUAAUGGCACCCUGGAGGACAAUGAUGGCAGCACAGCACUUUCAAUAGCCUUGGAAGCUGGACAUAAGGAUAUCGCGGUUCUCCUUUAUGCUCAUGUCAACUUUUCCAAAACCCAGUCACCGAGCACUCCUAGGCUUAGCAGAAAGACAUCUCCUGGUCCCACCCACAGAGUCACAUUUGAGUAGUAGUGCAUGAAUAAUUGUAAAAAUCUCUAUGCCAUCUUUAAGCUGCUAAAUGUUACUGUUUUACUGAGACAGAUACUGAAUGUAAUUGUCUUGUGCCUGAACUCACCAGCAAAGUGAAAGCAGAGAUCUAGUGCUAAAGAUAGAAAACUGUAAACUUGAAGCAAGCAUAUAGUUAAGUAGUGCUCAGGUGAGAACCUUAGCCAAAACUGUUCUUUUGCUCACCUACUUGUCUUUCUGUACAGUGGCAUACAUCUAUUUUUCUGUGCUGUAGAUUAUCCUUUCCUAUGUUAUGUCCAGCGUAAGACUUAAAGCUACCUUUGCAAGGGUGUCCCGGUGGCUUGUUUUUAAUCAUUCUAAAACAUACUUAUAUUUACUGUGCCUAGACUUUUAUCACAGUAACCUUUUCAUAAAUUUCAUUCCAACAUGAUUAUGAUGGUUUUACUAACUUUGAAAUUCAGAAGUUGCAGUUGCUUAUGCAGUCAGCUCCGUGGAUCUUGAGCUGGUGGGUGAAUGGGUAGGUGUUGGGGAUAAAGCCUCUUGUCAGGUCCGAAGUUCACUAAAUAAGUUGUCGCUAAUUGGGGAUAAUGUAUAACUUUUUAUAUGAAAGAUACUAGUAUCUAUAAAAUUAACUCGCACAGUAUUUUCAACAUUUUAUAUUCCUUAAUUAAAAACUACAUGAAGAAUUGUGUCCUGUUACCAUAUUUUUAUUAACUGUGUCAGUCUGUAAGCCUCAUACAUGUUUAUUGGAGAGUAAAAUUAGAGGUACCA
Mesitornis unicolor (brown roatelo) is the source of this 1494-nucleotide messenger RNA. Its product is annotated as KN motif and ankyrin repeat domain-containing protein 1-like. The transcript is spliced from 5 exons. The annotation marks the transcript as partial. NCBI's taxonomy places the organism in Eukaryota, Metazoa, Chordata, Aves, Mesitornithiformes, Mesitornithidae. The record is from RefSeq and is a predicted model, not a curated record. Gene Ontology annotation, cellular component: cytoskeleton; cytoplasm. Gene Ontology annotation, molecular function: protein binding. Gene Ontology annotation, biological process: negative regulation of actin filament polymerization.